GAGGGAGAGAAAAUGGAUCAAGGAAUUCACCGUCCCAUUUUUUUUUCCUCCUCCUCUCCUGCCCUCCCCUUCCCAAACACAGUACUAAGCACUUGACAAAAUUAAGCGGCCCAGAACCCUGCACGUGAGCCACUCUACCUCUGCAAAACCUCAAACAAAAACCCCAAAAAACAAUUCAACACCAAACUCUUCUGUUCCCUGAACACCAUGGCGGAAGCUGAAAUCGGCGAAAUCGUGACCCAGCAAGAUAGUUCAAAAGAACCCAAAAAUCUAUUCUCAUUCCUUCCCAGAUUUGAGAUAAAACUUCCAUUCUUUAAUCAAGAUGAGAAGAAGCCACCACAAUCUGUGGUCAAAGAGGAACCGAAAAUAGCUGUAGGUGGCGAUGGAGAGGCUGAUAAUGCAAAGCAGAAACCAAAUUUUGUGAGGUUCCCAAAUGCUCAUCCCGUAAUUUCGCCAUCUCUUGAUGUCGAGCUCGAAGAGAGCAGCGGAAGGACUCACAAUCCAGUAGUUAUCUGGCAGGUUUAUGCCCUUGGCGGGUUCAUCAUAUUGAAAUGGGUAUGGGCGAGAUGGAAGGAAAGAAAGGAGAGAGCUAAGAAAGCAUCAUCCGAUGAUGAUGAAUCUUCUGAUGAGUAUCAAUCGCCACCUGAUAAUGAUUGAUUCUGAAGCUGUCAUACUGAAAAUGCAAUUUUAGCUAGUGAAUGUGAAGCUGGUUGGUUUAGCCAACAUCAAUUUUUGUAAUUUCUCAUCUUGCUAGUCGUCCAUGAAUUUACACGCUCUGUGCUUUUAACGUUCUUUGUUUGUGCAGUUAAGAUACAGUUACAAUA
Hevea brasiliensis (rubber tree) is the source of this 824-nucleotide messenger RNA. RefSeq lists its product as uncharacterized. The transcript has 2 exons. The record is from RefSeq and is a predicted model, not a curated record. NCBI's taxonomy places the organism in Eukaryota, Viridiplantae, Streptophyta, Magnoliopsida, Malpighiales, Euphorbiaceae. Bases 208 to 657 code for a protein of 149 amino acids.